AUGACCGCCAAGUCUGAAGUUUUCAAUGACAGGAAGUCUGUUAUUGACUCGCCUCCUACAUACGAUAACAUUUAUGCAUCUGCAUCAGCAGAGUUUGUCAAAUGCCCUGAUACCCAACCAUCUCUAUUUUCCUUCUUCCUACGAAACAAUAAUAAAAGGACAAUGGUUCUAUCUCGCGUCCGUGAUAUCGUCUCAACUACAGAUUUUAUUUCUUCCUCUGUUUCCCCAAUUGUUGAGGCCUGUGCUGCUGCCCUCUCACCUGGAGAAUUCUCCGACCUGUUGCAAAAACCCGAUAUCGAAGGUCACACGGCAAUAUAUUGGGCGAUUGUGAAUCACCGGCAGAGAAGCCAUUUCGGCAUUUGCUGCAUUCAUCCCCCGAUUCUCGUCUGUUUGCUCUUCCGACUGUACGUCUCGCAUUGCUAUAAAUCGCAAGACGAGUCCUUGAGAUACUUUCUGAACUGUCCACCAGAUGAGGUUCAGGUCCAGGAUACAGGGGAUAGAAAGUUCAACAGCCAGUUCGUCGCUCAUUUCUGCAUCAGGAUGUUCCAGAAACGCCUGCGCGUGUCACAGAAAUUGGGCAUAGAAUUUGUUGCAAGUGUCCUCGCAGAGCGUAUAUGGCUGCUGUAA
Messenger RNA from Suillus subalutaceus, 627 nucleotides. RefSeq lists its product as uncharacterized. The transcript is spliced from 4 exons. Lineage: Eukaryota; Fungi; Basidiomycota; Agaricomycetes; Boletales; Suillaceae. Bases 1 to 627 code for a protein of 208 amino acids. The record is from RefSeq and is a predicted model, not a curated record.